AUGUACGGCCGCUACACCCAGGACUUGGGGGUGUUUGCUAAGGAGGAAGCGGCCCGUUUACGCCAGGAGAAGAACCGGGCGGGGGUCGGGGAGCGCGUCAAGCGCACCGAGCUGAUCGAGUACGACCGGAGCCGCUGUGCCAGGUGUAGAAUAUGUACAGUACGAUGUCAAGCGUUCCUCAUUUCCAAAGUGGGAGAAGACUGGAUCUUCCUGAUUCUGCUGGGAUUGCUGAUGGCUUUAGUCAGCUGGGCGAUGGACUUUGCAAUCGCCAUGUGUUUACAAGCUCAGAAGUGGAUGUAUGGGGGGCUGAGGCACAAUGUCUUCCUGCAGUACCUGGCCUGGGUCACGUACCCCAUCGUCCUCAUAACCUUCUCAGCCGGAUUUGUGCAGAUCAUCGCCCCUCAGGCCGUAGGUUCUGGGAUCCCGGAGAUGAAGACAAUCCUGAGGGGGGUGGUGCUAAAAGAAUACCUCACUUUAAAAACCUUUCUGGCCAAAGUGAUUGGCUUAACGUGCGCUCUGGGCAGCGGGAUGCCCUUGGGAAAAGAGGGCCCCUUUGUCCACGUGGCGAGUAUGUGUGCCACCUUGUUAAGCAAAGCCAUGUCGCUCUUCGGUGGAAUCUAUGAGAAUGAAUCCAGGAAUAUUGAGAUGUUGGCAGCUGCCUGUGCUGUGGGUGUUGGCUGUUGCUUUGCAGCACCGAUAGGAGGUGUCCUCUUCAGUAUCGAAGUCACCUCGACUUUCUUUGCCGUCCGGAACUAUUGGCGAGGAUUCUUCGCUGCCACGUUCAGUGCCUUUAUCUUCCGCGUCCUCGCCGUCUGGAACAAAGAUGAAGAAACCAUCACCGCCUUGUUCAAAACCCGCUUCCGCCUGGACUUUCCCUUCGAUCUCCAGGAGCUUCCGGCCUUCGCCGUCAUCGGGAUCGCGAGUGGGUUUGGCGGAGCUUUGUUUGUCUACUUCCAUCGCAAGAUUGUAGCCAUCAUGAGGAAGCAGAAGAGCAUCACCAAGUUCUUAAUGAAGAAGCGUCUGCUGUACCCAGCACUGGUGACCUUACUGAUCGCCACACUCACCUUCCCCAGAGGGUUUGGGCAGUUCAUGGCUGGAGAGUUGACCCAGAAGGAGACGCUGGUCACUCUAUUCGACAACAGGACGUGGGCGAAGCAGGGGAUGGCCGAGGAGUUUGACUACGUGGGGAUCUCGGAAGUCUGGAAGAACCCGCAAGUCAACGUCUUUGUCACCCUGGUCAUCUUCAUAUUGAUGAAGUUCUGGAUGUCAGCGUUGGCCACCACCAUCCCAGUGCCCUGUGGAGCCUUCAUGCCUGUCUUCGUAAUCGGGGCUGCUUUUGGCCGGCUGGUGGGAGAGAGUAUGGCGGCCUGGUUCCCCGAUGGUAUCCACGCAGACGGUUCCAUUUACCGCAUCGUCCCGGGCGGUUACGCGGUUGUAGGUGCGGCAGCGUUGUCGGGAGCCGUGACCCACACGAUCUCGACCUCUGUCAUCGUGUUCGAGCUGACCGGGCAGAUCUCCCACAUCCUGCCCGUCAUGAUCGCCGUCAUCCUGGCCAACGCCGUGGCCCAGAGCCUCCAGCCGUCCGUCUACGACAGCAUCAUCCGCAUCAAGAAGCUGCCCUACCUGCCCGAGCUGGGCUGGGGUCACCUGGAGAAAUAUAACGUUCGGGUGGAGGAUAUAAUGGUGAGAGACAUCCGCUUUGUGAUGGUCAACUGCAAAUACAGGGACCUGCAAGAUCUCAUACAGAGCACCAAACUCAAACACCUGCCCCUUGUUGAGUCAUCAGAGUCCAUGAUUCUCUUGGGUUCCAUUGAGAUGGCCCAGCUACAGGGGCUGCUGGACGACCAGUUCAGCAGGCGACGCAGGCUUGAGUACCUGAAGGAGAGAGCGAUCGCCAAGAAGAAAGUGGAAGACGACAGCUACAGGCUUAUUGACGAGGAGAAUCGCGUCGUCAAGGACAGCGAGGUCAGGAUCCAGAUCACCACCGAUCAGUCAUCGUUACCCCCCUCCCGCAGCGGCUCCCAGAAGCCCCUGAAACCAGCACUUAAACGAGCGUCGAGCAGCUCACCUGAUCUUCCCUCAACAGGCCCUCUGGACACGACCAGCAUUGCACUGAAAAGCCUAUUCUGUGUGAACACCGUGGACGAGCCGGGAGAGACCGAUGCACAGUCAGCGCCGGUAGACAGCAAAAAGUCCAAACGGGUGCGAAUUUCUGUAGUGGACCAAUAUGAGUUGGAGGAUGACAUGACACCCUCUGAGAUAGCCGAAUGGGAGGACAAGCAGUUUGAUCAACAAGUGGACUUCAGUGACUGUAAGAUUGACCCAGCACCUUUCCAGCUGGUCGAAUGGACAUCUCUACACAAGACUCACACCAUGUUCUCUCUGUUGGGGUUGAACCAUGCGUACGUCACCAGCAUCGGGAGGCUGAUAGGCGUGGUGGCUCUUAAAGAGCUGAGGAAAGCCAUUGAGGGCUCGGUCACGUCGAAAGGUGUGAAGAUGCGCCCGCCCCUGGCCAGCUUCAGGGAGAGCGCCAACAGCAGCAGCGAGUCAGACACCACAGAGAUACACAAGCUGUGGGACCGCAGAGAGAGCCUCACCGUCCCCAGGGAAUACAGCCCAUCAGACACCGACGACAAGUCACACUGA
Callorhinchus milii (elephant shark) is the source of this 2646-nucleotide messenger RNA. RefSeq names its product chloride channel protein 2. Bases 1 to 2646 code for a protein of 881 amino acids. Gene Ontology annotation, molecular function: voltage-gated chloride channel activity. The transcript has 23 exons. NCBI's taxonomy places the organism in Eukaryota, Metazoa, Chordata, Chondrichthyes, Chimaeriformes, Callorhinchidae. The record is from RefSeq and is a predicted model, not a curated record. Gene Ontology annotation, cellular component: membrane. Gene Ontology annotation, biological process: transmembrane transport; chloride transport.